AUGUCCACACCCACACGCCCACACCCACAUGUCCACACCCACACGCCCACACCCACUCUGCACACCCACACAUGCACACCCACACGUCCACACCCACAUAUGCACACCCACACGUCCACACCCACACGUGUACACCCACAUGUACACACCUACUUGUGCACACCCACACCCACACAUCUACACCUAAACGUCCACACCCACACGUCCACACCCACACAUGUACACCCACACAUCCACACCUACUCAUGCACGCUCACACUUCCAUGCCCACACAUGCACGCUCAUAUGUCCACACCCACACAUCUAUGGCCACACGUGCACACCCACACGCCUAUACUCACAUGUCUAGACCCACGUGUCCAGACCCAUGUGUCUAUACCCACACGUGCACAGCCACACAACUAUGCCCACACGUCUACGCCCACAAGUGCACACCCACACAUGCACACCCACACAUCCACACCCACUCGUGCACGCCCACACUUCCAUGCCCACACAUGCACGCUCAUAUGUCCACACCCACACAUCUAUGGCCACACGUGCACACUCACACGCCUAUACUCACGUGUCCAGACCCACGUGUCUAUACCCACAUGUGCACACCCACACAUCUAUGCCCACACGUCUACGCCCACACAUGCACACUCACAGUGCACACUCACGUGUCCACACCCACAUGUCUACACCCACUUAUGCACACAUGCACACUCGCAUGUCCACACCCACACGUGUACACUCACACGUCCACAGCCACGCUUGCAUACUGACUCUAUAGCAAUUUUUAAAGAGCAUAAAGUAUAA
Arvicola amphibius (Eurasian water vole) is the source of this 801-nucleotide messenger RNA. Its product is annotated as putative proline-rich protein 21. The record is from RefSeq and is a predicted model, not a curated record. Bases 1 to 801 code for a protein of 266 amino acids. NCBI's taxonomy places the organism in Eukaryota, Metazoa, Chordata, Mammalia, Rodentia, Cricetidae. The transcript has a single exon.